AAAAAAAAACAAAAGAAAAACUUAUGUUUAACUUAUUUUUUUGGGCAUCCCAAUAAACCACCCAAUCAAUGACCUUGUAAUUAACAAGCAGUACACCAAAAACACAACUCCAAGAUUCUGUCUAAUCUUUCUUUCUUUCUCCCCCAAUAUCCCUCCAUCAAGAUUGAUUGUGGGGAUCGAUUACUUUAUCACAAAACUUGUGAUUUUGGACUAGAAUGACAAGAAUGGGAGUGGGUUUGAAGUUGAUUGAUGAUUUGUCAUCAUCUGAUUGGUGGGAGAUGAUUAAUGAAUCAAGAAAGUGGCAAGAUGGAAUUUUUUUCACUCUUUGUGCUUUUUAUGCCCUUGUUUCUGCUAUUGCACUUAUUCAGUUAAUUAGGAUCGAAAUAAGGGUGCCAGAGUAUGGCUGGACGACACAAAAGGUUUUCCAUCUCAUGAAUUUUAUUGUGAACGGAGUUCGUGCCAUUGUCUUCGGGUUUCACUUACAAGUGUUCAGUUUGCAUCCCAAGGUUUGCAUUUGGAUGUUAUUGGAAGUUCCCAGUCUACUAUUUUUUUCAACAUAUACUCUACUUGUCCUAUUUUGGGCAGAGAUAUAUCAUCAGGCUAAAAGUUUGCCAACGGAUAAACUUAGGGUUGUUUAUGUGUCAGUUAAUGCAGGGGUUUAUUUGAUCCAAGGUUGUCUUUGGCUAUACCUAUGGUUGGAUGAUAGCCACACAGUGCAAUUGCUCGGAAAGAUAUUUGUUGCAGUUGUAUCACUUAUGGCGGCGGUGGGUUUCCUGCUUUAUGGAGGAAGGUUAUUUGUCAUGCUGCGACAGUUUCCAAUUGAGUCUAAAGGGAGGCAGAAGAAGCUUCACGAGGUGGGAUCUGUGACAGGAAUAUGCUUUACCUGUUUUCUAGUAAGAUGCUUUAUGGAUGUCCUAUCUGCUUUUGAUUCACAAGCUUCAUUGGACGUACUUGAUCACCCGGUUUUAAAUUUGUUUUUCUACAUGCUUGUUGAGAUCCUCCCAUCAGCUCUGGUGCUCUACAUUCUUAGAAAGCUACCUCCCAAGAGAGUAUCGGCCCAAUACCACCCUAUUCGUUAGCAUCACCUGCAUUCAUUCGUCUGCCAGUGGAGUUCACAAAGUUAACAGUUUGUUUGAUGCUGUCGGAUUUGGGCAGACCACAAUAUAGACCUAAGCUGCUAUUUUGUUGUAGAAUUAUAGUAUCAGUUGUCAAUGCAACUUGAUUGGGGAAAUUUUUUUGAUCAAUUUCUUCAUUGAAAAUUUAGAACCUAUUAGUGGUGUCUAUACAUUUGAUCACCAUUAUGUAAUCUGAAGAAUUGUAGAACUCAGAAUUAGGUUUAUGUUUGUACCUUCUUUUUAACAAGUUUAUGUUUGUACCUGAUAUAAAGUAAAUUUUUUGGUGGCUUGUAA
This is a messenger RNA of Erigeron canadensis, 1409 nucleotides long. RefSeq names its product tobamovirus multiplication protein 1. Gene Ontology annotation, cellular component: plant-type vacuole membrane. Bases 216 to 1079 code for a protein of 287 amino acids. The record is from RefSeq and is a predicted model, not a curated record. The transcript has 11 exons. NCBI's taxonomy places the organism in Eukaryota, Viridiplantae, Streptophyta, Magnoliopsida, Asterales, Asteraceae.